AUGUCGGCGGCGAGGCAGGCCGGCGCGGAGAAGGCCGAGGGGGCCGAGGAAAGGUGGACCGCCGGGGAACCGGGCGGGAGUGCGGGGGGCUCGCGCGGUUGUUGCUCGGCACCUGGGCCCUCCCGGCCGCUACGAGCGCGAGGACGGCGACCUGCCGGGGGCAGGAGCGGGAAGAAGAGCUGUGGCUUGGAGGGCGGAGAGGGCGCAGAGGAGCUGCGUCGGGGCUGGGUGUUGGUGUUGGUCGGCGGCAGCGAGAGUCUCCUCCCCGCUGGCACCGGGCGCCGAGGCCACACCUGGUGGGUUUCUUCCCAGGGCGGGGUGCCGCCGCCGCGCCUUCCCCGCCCCUCCGCUGGUGUCACCAACCCCUCCCCACCUGCGCCCGCUGCCCGCGGCUCCGCCCUGCGCCUCCGAGGCCUGAGUAACGCCGGGCGGGGCGGGGUCCCGGCGACCCGAGCGCCCCGGGCGCAGCCACCGCGGGAAAAACAGGCGCUCACGGGGGCCGCUGCGUUCGGCGCAGGGGCGGCUCGGGCGGGGAAUGCGCGGCCUGGCUUUUGAGGAUUUCCUCGGUUCCCGGGCGGAAAUAGCUGGCAUGGAAGGGCCUCUCGAUUGGAGAGUUACUUGUUAAACAUUGACUUUUGUUCAUCCCUGGAAAUGCUAACGGCCUCUCAUGGAAUGGAAGCACAGUGAAGGAGGGAACGCUUAGAAGAUGGAGUUUUAUUUGGGGGCUUUUUUUGUUUCGUUUUAUUCCAGGAACUCAGAAGUCCGAUUUCUAAUGUGUAAAACCUAUUUUUAUAGAAAACCACCACUUCCUGGUAAAGUCUUCACCGUAAAUAUUAAUCUCUUUUGCAUAAGAAGGAAAACACUGCAACUAUUUUUUCAUGGGAUAACAUGAAAAUAAAAAUUGCAAUUUAUUUUAUUUUUUUCCCUUCUGAUGGUCGUCGUAAACGAGGAGCUUUCAACGCCAGGUCCAGUUUCCAAAUUUUGUACAAGAACCUUGCAGACGCUGGUCUCUGGUGCCCUUCGCAGACCCAAUCCUCUCCAGAACUCAGUGCUGUUCCCAAAAGUCAGCGGCGGAGGCCUCCUGGGACUUGAGCCUGAGGGUUGCAAAGAACCCUGGGCAGAGAUCAUCAGCUUGGUACCGUUGAGUGACUCGGAGCUUGAGCAUUCCAGAGACUUGUUCCAGGGCCGCUCCCAGUUAAGAGGCUGAGUGUUAACUACACCGUGGGCUCCAAGAACCGAACUGGGUUUGGAUCCAGACCCAGUCACACCAUCCAUGAAAAGCUGUUUCUAUAAUAUGGAAUACUGUUAAAUGACUCUUUAGCAAAAGCCAUUUAAAGAUCCUUCUAAUAAAUUUUUCAUAUUUCCAAACAAUGCCGCUAAUUAUCUUCCAAAAUGUUUGUGAACUGAAAACAAAAAUAAAAAUCAAACUACAUAUUUACAUUGUAAAGAGAGUUGGGGGGGGUGCGCUUUCCAAAACUUGUCAUAUUACAGCACUUCUCAUGACACCUUGACCCUUUAGGCAUAAUUUUGGACAAAAUGUCUUGCUCUUUUUCUUUUUACAGCUGAACAUCUUAAAUUCAAGGAGUAAGCACGUAGUGAGAUAAAAGUUUGUCACUGUUAACACAACCAAUAAUUUGCAUCAUGGUCUCAAUUUCCUCGUAUCUUUAAUAAAAGC
This is a messenger RNA of Callithrix jacchus (white-tufted-ear marmoset), 1675 nucleotides long. The record is from RefSeq and is a predicted model, not a curated record. NCBI's taxonomy places the organism in Eukaryota, Metazoa, Chordata, Mammalia, Primates, Cebidae.